This is a messenger RNA of Macrobrachium nipponense, 2390 nucleotides long. RefSeq names its product thiol S-methyltransferase TMT1A-like. The transcript has 6 exons. NCBI's taxonomy places the organism in Eukaryota, Metazoa, Arthropoda, Malacostraca, Decapoda, Palaemonidae. The record is from RefSeq and is a predicted model, not a curated record. Gene Ontology annotation, molecular function: S-adenosylmethionine-dependent methyltransferase activity. The coding region runs from base 226 to 1110 and encodes 294 amino acids.
UCCAAGAAAAUACAGGGAUUAAUCCCUGUAAGAUACAGGGAUUCAUACCCGGGAUUCCUUGUGAUAUGAUGUAGCGUUGCAACUUCAACAUGGGAGAGCAAUAUGUUGACGAACUGGCAACUCGUAUGAGCUCAACAUAUUUAGCCCAGGGUGGCAGGGUGGACCAACAUAUCACUCCUUUACACAUCGGGAUACACGCUUCUUCGCUAAGGAGGAGGAGACACCAUGGCAGCAGAGGACUCAGAAGCCCACGAGCAAAGAAUGGAGGACCUGCUCAUGGAGGAGGAAGAAGACCUAGGAACAGCAGAGGAUGGAGAGAGAGCGGAGAUGGAAUCCUCUCUCGUCAACUGGAUUUCGGAUCACAUGCUGCUCAUCAUCGCGCUAGUGGUCGUGAUAGUAAUAGUAAAACUGAAGCUGAAAGACUGGAGACAGAGAUGGUUUGCAGCCUUCAUGAACGCCAUGAGUAGCACGGUCGACGUCAAGAGAGAAAUCAUGAAGAAGGAGCUCUUCUCCUCCAUGGCCUCCAUCAAGUCACAUGACGAAGAGCUGCGAAGAGUGGGUGGCAUCAAGGUCCUGGAGAUUGGCGUGGGCACUGGGACAAACUUCGCCUACUACCCAGAGGGGACCAGAUUGACAGUCAUCGACCCCAAUCCCCACUUCCAGCAGUACUACAACGACAACCGGACCAAAUUCCCCAACAUCCACAGUGAGGACAUUAUACUGACUACAGGCGAAGAAAUGGACAUGAUACCUGACAACAGCAUCGAUGUAGUGGUUGUGACCCUCGUCUUCUGCAGCGUGGAGAACACGGAGAAGAUCCUGAGGAACAUCUUGAGGGUCUUGGCUCCCGGCGGAAAGCUGUACCUAUACGAACACAUCAGGGAAUUCGACACCAAGAACCACUCGAUCAGGGCGCUCCUCCAGACCUUCCUGACGAAAUCUGGAAUCUGGCCCUUCCUCCUGGAUGGCUGUUGCCUGGACAGAGACAUGUUCCAGGCCCUGGAAAAUGCUGGAUUCUCCAGCGUCAAGAUGGAGCGCUUCCACGCUGACAUAGACCACUUUGUGUUCCAACUGAUUGCACCUAGUCUCAAAGGAGAGGCUGAGAAAUAAGUGGUGGACCCUUUCCCUGGAGGGUAUAGGCCUAUGCCUAGUCCUGGUCUGAUAACAGAUUGUAAAUGAGCUCUUUUAGAUGGCUAUGCUCUUUUCUAGGUAGGCAUAGGCCUAUGCCUGGUCUCAUGUCAGACUGGAAAAUGAGCUCUUUUAAAUAGGUUUAGCCAUUUUCCAGGAAAGAAUAGUCAGAGACCUGGCCAAUAGGGAAACUGGAAAAUAAGCGUGUGACCUGGAAGGCAUAGGCCUAUACCUAGUACAGAGACAAACUUGAAAAUGAGCUUUUAAAUUGUUAUUGCUGAACAGCAUAGGUCAUAGGCCUACACCUAGUCCAGGGAGACACUGCAAAACAAGUUCUUUUAAAUGUUAUGGCAGAACAGCAUCGGUCUAGCUCAUGUCCUGGAAAGCAUAGGCCCAUACCUAGUCCAAAGACAGACUGGAAAAAGAGCUAUUUUAAACGGUCAUGGUAUGGCAGCAUAGGCCCAGCUCGAGAGGACCAUCACACAUUUGUCAUGUCGUCCAUAGAAUUCCAGGAAAGGCAGUGGGAAUACAGAAAACGUUCUGGAAAAAGUGUCUAUCAUAAUUGGCCACUCUCCAGCUGAUUUCCAAUGUGUAAUGAUAAAUGCUUUGAGUGAUAGUCCUAAGGUGAUAAUAUUACCAGGAUAAAUGUAGACUGUAUUACAGUCUACAGCAUCGACAGAUUUCCCGGUUCGACUACAGUUUAGUUUUAAGAAAUAUUAAACAAAAUAUUCUGCUAAAUGCUGGAAAAUGUAGUUGUUUUUAUUCUUUUUUUGUAGCAUCAAGAGUUUUUCUUUUUAAAAAAGCAACUAUUAAUACAUAUAGGUCUAUAUAUGUGAUUAUAUAAUAAGCCUAUAUAUAAAUCAUGUUAUAAAUUUAUUACUCCACAGUUGGUAUUUUUUUUCGAUUUUUGUAACAUCGAGAUUUUUUCUUAAGAAAAUUAACUAUAUAUAUUUAUAUAGGCCCAUACAUUUAUAGAUAUAUGUAUAUAUAUAAAUACACCAUUUCUAUAUAUACACGGUCCGUGUCUAUGUGAAAAAAUUCCACAGAACCACUCUUCAAAUAAUGAAAAAGUACCAUAUAUGUAUAUACAUAGGCCUAUGUAUGAUAAUAUUUUAAAAGCUCUUACACUACCAUACACUCCUUGAAAGUUGGUUUAUAUAAUAUAUAAAAAAGUUCCCCCAAAACACUUCUAUACACACACACACACAGACACAGACACACACACACACACACACACACACACAUAUAUAUAUAUAUAUAUA